Molecule: messenger RNA, 1380 nt
Organism: Olea europaea var. sylvestris
Lineage: Eukaryota; Viridiplantae; Streptophyta; Magnoliopsida; Lamiales; Oleaceae
Exons: 3
Coding region: 1-1035 (344 amino acids)
Source: RefSeq, a predicted model, not a curated record
AUGUUGGGAACUUUGAACUACAAUUCCAUUUUUGUGCGUGGAUCGAGAACACCAAGUUUGCCGUUCAAUCGUAACAAUAGUCCGGGUAGUGUAAUACUACUCGGCACUAAAAUGGAAGUGAUCCUUUAUCGUCAAGCCCAGGUGAAUACGACUUUGAGACGCCUACGUCACAGGUCAAACGACAUCGUUUCGCUUUCGCAACUACCAAUCUCUCUCUUUUCCCGAAACAAGAGCGAUAACUCUGAACAGUCCCAUUGUUUCACAAAAAUGGUGGAGGUGGAUUCAGGUUCAACCAUAGCUGAUGAAGAAGAAAGUACGGAGUCGCCGCCUUCGCCGAAGGUAGCAUUUUCCAUCAGUUUAAUAGAACAGGAGAAAAUCCAGUUCCGGCGCCCCAAGUCCGCCGUUCCACCACCACAACACACCCCCUGGUCAAUGGUUGCCAUCAGAGAUUACGGAGACGACAAUAAGCACCCAACGAUCAUCUUCCCUCCAAUCAACCACGAGAACCUUCAGAUUUCUAAAGAUACUCAUCGAGUUCACGGCGAAUCAUCGAUAACAUCUUCACCGUACAAUGAUGAAUAUUCCGAGUCCGAUUCAUAUUCGUAUUCCGAUUCAGACUCAAACUCAAACUCCUCGGCCACAUUUUCUCCGUCCGAUUCCAGCGCAGCGAGUGCAUCUCUUUCGUCACGAAGUCCCAAGGCUAGGUCGGCAGGUGACAUCUCUCUAUGGUUCGAUUCAUGGGUUGAAAUACUGCGUUCCAAAGUGAAUAAUAGCAUGAGUCUUAUCUGGAAUAAUUUGGCUUCGACGAUGAGGGCCGCGUUGACUUUUCGAUCCGCCGCAGUGGCGGCGAUGUUGCUAAUGUUUCUAUAUUUCCGGCAGAGGAGGAGAUUGAGGGCCCAGGAAGAUAGUACAAAUCAGCUUAUUCGCAUUAUCAAAGAGAAAGAUGAGAAAAUCAAUCGCCUAUUGGAUCAAAUUGCAGGGAUGAAUCAAGCUUUGCUAGCAUUUCAUAGAGUUCCCAGUAGCACCAGCACUUGAGCCAAUCCAUGCAUUGACCUAUUGGCCUUGGUCAUGCUCUUUAUAUUUUGGAGAAGAGUGAUAUUUUUUAGCGAAUUGGUGAUAAAACAUCAGUCUAGGUGUCAUUAAAUAAUAGGCUAAAUUUCGUCGAAUCUACCACAUUAGUGCCAGAAUGCUUACUGGCAUACAACCAUGUUAGUAACCAGAAAAUGUCUAUUCUUCUUUAGAGACCAAGCAGGAGUGUGUAACAUAGUGUUGUCUAAUCGAGUUCUAUAUGUUGUUCGAGCUCCCUAGAUAUAGCCUAGAUUUUUAUUCAAGACUCGUAUAAUUUAGGACUUGUUUGACAAGAUUUUUGCUUUUACUUUU